GAAGUUUUAUAAAUCAUACUGAAGCGGAGAAUCACGGCCCAGUUGUUGUCGAGUGUACGGUUACAAAACACUGCUCCCCAAUUUAACUAAUUUGCUAAAUAUGAGGCCCACUUUGGCUGUUGCUCGCAAUAUUAUUGUUUUUGCCUUACUUUUGGUAGUGCGUCCAGGACAGCAAGGGACGUUGAGUGCUUUGAAGGACUGUAUUGUCCAGGCUGGAUCGAAUGCUUCAGACAUAGUGGAACACGAUGGUCCUGAUUAUGCAAAAUACUCUGAGCUAAAUUAUCAAUGGAAUCUUAUCCACGAAAAAAAGUUUCCUGUCGCUUAUUUUGUGGUGAGAAGUGUGACAGAUGUUCAAAAUGCGGUUUGGUGCUGUACUGCCCAGUCCGUCAGGAUAGUAGCAAAAGGUGGUGGCCACUCAUACGAGGCAUACUCCUUUGGGGAUAGCACAGCUCUGAUAGUAGACCUUCAAGCCCUGCACGAGCUCGUUGUCAGCCCGGAUCGUCAAUCAUUUACCAUCGGGUCGGGAGCCCUUCUCGGCCAAUUAGCUUACCCACUUCUUGAAGGAUACAACUUGGUCACACCGCACGGAACCUGUCCAACAGUUGGGAUUGCUGGGUUAGCCACGGGAGGAGGUUACGGCUACCUUUCUAAGCUUUUCGGUCUCACGACAGACAAUGUCAUGGAAGUCGAGCUGGUUGACGCUAACGGAGAUGUGCUGGUCGUCAACAGGGAUACGAAUCCCGACUUGCUUUGGGCCCUUCGUGGCGCAGGCGGAGGAAACUUUGGGAUUAUAACGAAGCUAAAAUUUAAGGCUUAUUCUGCCCCCGUGCUAGUCACGGCAGGGGCAAAAAUGUACCCCUUGGACCAAUUUCCCCUCGUCUUUUUGCUGUGGCAACAAUUCGUCAAUGACACGUACGCGUCUAGAGAGACGAAUACAAAGUUGGCUAUCAAGAAUGGGAUCGUAACAGUUGAAGUGUUUGACAUUCAGGUGACCAAUGACAACGUGGAAGAAGCACUGAGGCGGGUGGAUGAUAAUUUGGAUAAGUUUCCAACCACGGCGACGGAAGAUACGACACAGGUUAUUGCAGAUCCGUAUAUGGACUUUAUCUUCAGGACGUCACAUCCAGACGAUGUUGGCAUAACGGAUCCGAGUCAGCUUCCAAAUGUGACGAGGUCAAUGUUCAGCCCGAGGCUUUUCCAUGCCAAAUCCUAUUUUUCAAACCAUCUCAUCGCAUAUGACGACAUUUGGACACUAUAUUUCAUCCUUGAGGAGACAGUUCAAGGCGUGCAGGACAUCAUCAUAGAAAUGUAUGCUUUUGGAGGUGCCAUUGAUGACAUGAGUUCCACCCAGGAUACCGCUUUUAACCACCGACACGGAAACCUAUACCUGGUCCAAGCAUUCUUCAAUGGGAAGGGUACCAUGAAUCCAAACCACCCAUCGAUCGCCUGGCUUAACCGAUUCUACGAGAUAACGACGCAAGUCUACCGCCACACGGAGGCGUAUCAAAAUUAUGCCGAUGCAACAUUGACUGACCAUCUGCAACGAUACUAUGGCUCAAAUCUUGACCGAUUAAUUCAAGUUAAACGAAAUAUUGACCCCAGAAAUAUUUUUCAUCACCCGCAGUCAAUUCCUGUAUAACCAGUCAAAAUUGUAAUUGCCACAUGAUAGUUAAAUUUUAUCAAAACUUUACUUAUAUAAUUGUGUAUUUCUUUCGAAAUUGAAAUUUUUUAAGUUAGUAUGAUUGAGAUAAAUACGGGUGACACACCAUUACGUAACCUGCUGAAUAGCCUUGAUGAUAAUAAUCUGGUAAUGAUGUAAAUAUCGUAAUUGUUAGCAAGAGAAAAUAAAUAUAUGAGCAAUCAA
Molecule: messenger RNA, 1864 nt
Organism: Folsomia candida
Lineage: Eukaryota; Metazoa; Arthropoda; Collembola; Entomobryomorpha; Isotomidae
Product: berberine bridge enzyme-like 23
Exons: 3
Coding region: 101-1639 (512 amino acids)
Molecular function (GO): oxidoreductase activity; FAD binding
Source: RefSeq, a predicted model, not a curated record